Molecule: messenger RNA, 3412 nt
Organism: Phacochoerus africanus (Common warthog)
Lineage: Eukaryota; Metazoa; Chordata; Mammalia; Artiodactyla; Suidae
Gene: BCAN
Product: brevican
Exons: 13
Coding region: 199-3045 (948 amino acids)
Biological process (GO): cell adhesion
Molecular function (GO): hyaluronic acid binding
Source: RefSeq, a predicted model, not a curated record
GACAACAACAACAACAAAGCACAUAGCCUCAUCACAGCCUAUGAUGUAGUAGUAACGGUGCUCCUUUACAAGUAAGAAAACAAAGCCCUAAGGAGGGUAAGGAACUUGCUUUAAGUCACGCAGUGAGUUGACAAGGACCCAGGUCUUGGUGCUGAAUAAGAAUCCCUCCGGGGGAGACAUGGAUCAGAAACAGUGUUAAUGGUGAGGUGGGGGCAUUGGGCUUCUGAGGUCGGGAUAAGUGAUCCAUGCGGCUGGGGCAGGAGCCGGAAGCCCAUCCUGAGGUCUAACCCCAUUUUUCCUCCUCAAGUCCCUCCAUCAGCCUGCAGCAUGGCCCCACUGUUCCUGCCCCUGCUGGCAGCACUGGCUCUGGCCCCGGUCCCUGCGGCCUUGGCUGAUGCUCUGGAAGGGGACAGCUCAGAGGACCGGGCCUUCCGCGUGCGCAUCGCCGGCGACGCGCCGCUGCAGGGCGUGCUGGGUGGCGCCCUCACCAUCCCGUGCCACGUUCACUACCUGCGGCCGCCGCCGAGCCGCCGGGCCGCGCUGGGCUCCCCGCGGGUCAAGUGGACCUUCCUGUCUCGGGGCCGGGAGGCCGAGGUUCUGGUGGCGAGGGGGCUGCGCGUCAAGGUGAGCGAGGCCUACCGGUUCCGCGUGGCACUGCCUGGGUACCCGGCGUCACUCACCGAUGUCUCCCUGGUGCUGAGCGAGCUGCGGCCCAACGACUCCGGCAUCUACCGCUGCGAGGUUCAGCACGGCAUCGAUGACAGCAGCGACGCUGUGGAGGUCAAGGUCAAAGGGGUUGUCUUUCUCUACCGAGAGGGCUCUGCCCGCUACGCUUUCUCCUUCACUGGGGCCCAGGAAGCCUGUGCCCGCAUCGGAGCCCGAAUCGCCACUCCGGAGCAGCUCUAUGCCGCCUACCUCGGGGGCUAUGAACAGUGUGAUGCUGGCUGGUUGUCUGACCAGACUGUGAGGUAUCCCAUCCAGACUCCACGAGAGGCCUGUUAUGGAGACAUGGAUGGCUUCCCUGGGGUCCGGAACUAUGGAGUGGUAGACCCAGAUGACCUCUAUGAUGUCUACUGUUAUGCUGAAGAAUUAAAUGGAGAGCUGUUUCUGGGUGCCCCUCCAGACAAGCUGACAUUGGAGGAGGCACGUGCGUACUGCCAGGAGCGGGGUGCCGAGAUUGCAACCACGGGCCAGCUGUAUGCAGCCUGGGAUGGUGGCCUGGACCGCUGCAGCCCAGGCUGGCUGGCUGAUGGCAGUGUGCGCUACCCCAUCGUCACACCCAGCCAGCGCUGUGGUGGGGGCCUCCCUGGUGUCAAGACUCUUUUCCUCUUUCCCAACCAGACGGGCUUCCCCAACAAGCACAGCCGCUUCAACGUCUACUGCUUCCGAGACUCUACUCAGCCCUCUGCCAUCCCUGAGGCCUCCAAUCCAGCCUCUGAUCUGGCCUCUGAUGCACUGGAAGCAAUUGUCACAGUGACAGAGACCCUGGAGGAGCUGCAGCUGCCUCAGGAAGCUGUGGAGAGUGAGUCCCGAGGAGCCAUCUACUCCAUUCCUAUCAUGGAAGAUGGAGGAGGUGGAAGCUCCACUCCAGAAGACCCAGCAGAGGCCCCGAGGACCCUUCUAGAGUUUGAAACCCAAUCCAUUGUAACCCCCCUGGGGUCCUCAGAAGAGGAAAGCCAAGUGUUGGAGGAAGAAGAGAAAUUCGAGGAAGAAGAAGAGGAGGAGGUGGAGGAUAAGGCCCUGUGGGCCUGGCCCAGCGAGCCUGGCAGUCUGCACCCAGAAGCCACUCUCCCCACCGAGCCAGCUCCAGAGGAGUCACUCUUCCAGGCAUCCCCACCAGCAAGGGCAGUCCUACAGCCUGGUGCAUCAUCACCUCCUUAUGGAGAGCCAGAGGCUCCCAGGCCUCCAAGGGUCCUUGGACCACCCACGGAGACCCCACCCACUCCCAGGGAGGGGAACCUGGCAUCCCCACCAUCUUCCACUCUGGUUGGGGCAAGAGACAUAGGGGUGGAUACUGGGGGUCCUGAGCUGUCUGGGGUCCCUCGAGGAGAGAGUGAAGAGACAGGGAGCUCCGAGGAUGCCCCUUCCAUGCUUCCAGCCACACUGGCCCCUGAGGGUACCAGGGAGCUGGAGAUCCCCUCUGAAGAACAUUCUGGAAGAACUGUCCCAGCAGGGACUUCAGUGCGGGCUCAGCCGGUGCUGCCCACUGACAGUGCCAGCCGUGGUGGAGUGGCCGUGGCCCCCUCAUCAGGUGACUGUGUCCCCAGCCCCUGUCACAAUGGUGGGACGUGCUUGGAGGAGGAGGAGGGGGUCCGCUGCCUAUGUUUGCCUGGCUAUGGGGGGGACCUGUGCGAUGUUGGCCUCCGCUUCUGCAGCCCCGGCUGGGACUCCUUCCAGGGCGCCUGCUACAAGCACUUUUCUAAGCGAAAGAGCUGGGAAGAGGCGGAAAACAAGUGCCGGAUGUACGGCGCGCACCUGGCCAGCAUCAGCACGCCGGAGGAACAGGACUUCAUCAACAAUCAAUACCGGGAGUACCAGUGGAUUGGGCUCAACGAUAGGACCAUCGAAGGCGAUUUCCUGUGGUCAGAUGGCGUCCCCUUGCUCUAUGAGAACUGGAACCCAGGGCAGCCAGACAGCUACUUCCUGUCCGGAGAGAACUGCGUGGUUAUGGUGUGGCACGAUCAGGGACAAUGGAGCGAUGUGCCCUGCAACUACCACCUGUCCUACACCUGCAAGAUGGGGCUGGUGUCCUGUGGGCCCCCACCGGAGCUGCCCCUGGCUCAAGUGUUUGGCCGUCCACGGCUGCGCUAUGAAGUAGACACCGUGCUUCGUUACCGGUGCCGGGAGGGACUGACCCAGCGCAACCUGCCACUGAUCCGCUGCCAGGAGAAUGGUCUCUGGGAGACCCCUCAGAUCUCUUGUGUGCCCCGCAGGCCUGCUCGAGCUCUGCACCCAGUAAAGGCCCCAGAGGAACGUCAGAGGAGGCUACUGGGGCACUGGAAGGCACGGUCGACCCCCCCUCCCAAUCCUGCUUCGGGUCCCUAAGGGGCAAGGCACUGCCCUCUGUCCCCAACCCUCCCUCGACCCCAUGCUCUUCCCACCACAGGGAGUGACAACAUGAGAGAUGUGGAGCUGAAGUCCAGGUGAUAUUGCCUGGAGGAGCUUCUGGGAAAUACCUGGACAGCCCCAGCCCUGCCUUAGGCCCUCUCACCCCUACCCUGGGCUUCAGGUUUUUCCCUCAGGGUCUCCAGGAGGUCCCAAAGUGCCUCAACUGCCCUCUCCUUGCGAGCUGUCCGGACCCCUCCAUUCCCCUGGGUAUGUGGAGGGGGCACUGUGCCCACUCAUUCUUGGUUUUCCAAGAGAGUGGAGUACCUGUGAAACCAGCAGGAAAUAAAGCUGCAUUUGAGCCCAA